Echinops telfairi (small Madagascar hedgehog) is the source of this 1024-nucleotide messenger RNA. RefSeq names its product succinate dehydrogenase complex assembly factor 1 (gene SDHAF1). Lineage: Eukaryota; Metazoa; Chordata; Mammalia; Afrosoricida; Tenrecidae. Gene Ontology annotation, biological process: mitochondrial respiratory chain complex II assembly. The record is from RefSeq and is a predicted model, not a curated record. Gene Ontology annotation, cellular component: mitochondrion.
GGUCCGUGGCUCUCGCUCCCGCGACCCUCGCUCGGUCCCCGCCGGCUGGGAAGUGGGUGGUGCCCGGUCGCCGUGCCCCGCCGCCAUGAGCCAGCACAGCCGACUGCAGAAGCAAGUGCUAGGCCUGUACCGGGAGCUGCUGCGCGCCGGCCGCGGGAAGCCGGGCGCCGAGGCCCGGGUGCGCGCCGAGUUCCGACAGAACGCCUGCCUGCCGCGCUCCGACGUGCUGCGCAUCGAGUACUUGUACCGCCGCGGGCGGCGCCAGCUGCUGCUGCUCCGCUCGGCUCACGCCAAGUCCCUGGGCGCCUUCGUGCGGCCGAUGGACCCGCCCGGGGAGCCUGCCGCCUUGGGGGCCUUGCCCGACGGAAGUGACCAGGCGAGGAGCCACCUCGGAGGCGCGAGAACCCUGGAGACACCGCCUGAUGAGCCCCAGUCCAUGGAGCCGGUUGUGGGGCCGCCCCUGACUGCGAGGGUGGGCGGAACGCGCCUAAUGAGAGGUUAGCCGUCCUAAGAGCUUCGCUGUGUGGGAAUCGAGCGACGGAGGCCAGUGGACCUGAGAAGUCGGCUGCUUAGUUGAGGAUCCGACUCCCUACUUGAGGGUUUGGGGCAGGCUGCCCGCACCGUGUCAGGCCUAGCGCACCUUACCCGAGGGCUUGGGAAGCAGGGCUGCCUCCCUUGUGGGCGGAAAAGCAGAGACAACGUCUCUCAUGAUGCCUGAGCACAAAACCACCCCUUGGCUUCCCAAGGGAUUCUCCUUUCCCCGAGAAGAGCAGACUUUUGUUGGAAAGGAGUUCCCCAAGAUACCCCCAUACAUGGGGAGAAGCCUGGAACCCCUCUUUGGAACACCGCCCCCCAUUCAUUGUGACAAACCAGGACCUGUCAGAGAGGACUUAGGGAUCUCUCAGCCCAGCUGACCAAUUCAAGACCCCUCCAUGGGGGUUCUGAGGGUACCUCUGACUUCUGCACAGACACACACAACCAGGACCGUUGAGCAAAAGGAAUAAAUUUAAAGAUGUGCAUACUC